AUGAAACCUCAUAACCUCAUGGCGCCAGUAGCCCAUACCAUCAGAAAAGGCGCUGACAAAAUCAUCUGCAUGUUGAAUGCAGCGUCCGCCAGUCAUCUCAAGAGCGGCGACACAAGCACUGAUAAAAGACAUACAGACCUCUGGCGCUUUGCCAAGGACUGGUGGAAUCACAUCGGCUGGCACCAGAAGCCGAAGCAACCAAGCGAUUCUCGUGGCAGAUCUAUGCACAUGCUACAGGCCGCGCCACCACCAUGGCCACCGACGACGGACGCGGCAACCCCAGUGCGCGAGCGCUUCUUCCCCAGCCCGCCCCCUCCCACCCCACCUUCUCACGAUGCCUUCCGGCCCAAGUCCGAUUGUGAUGCCUCCAGACAUUGA
Messenger RNA from Colletotrichum abscissum, 378 nucleotides. RefSeq lists its product as uncharacterized. The record is from RefSeq and is a predicted model, not a curated record. NCBI's taxonomy places the organism in Eukaryota, Fungi, Ascomycota, Sordariomycetes, Glomerellales, Glomerellaceae. Bases 1 to 378 code for a protein of 125 amino acids. The transcript is spliced from 2 exons.